This is a messenger RNA of Teleopsis dalmanni, 397 nucleotides long. Its product is annotated as sarcocystatin-A-like. The record is from RefSeq and is a predicted model, not a curated record. Lineage: Eukaryota; Metazoa; Arthropoda; Insecta; Diptera; Diopsidae. The transcript has 3 exons. Bases 21 to 386 code for a protein of 121 amino acids. Gene Ontology annotation, molecular function: cysteine-type endopeptidase inhibitor activity.
UUGAAAUAUAUUCAAAAAAUAUGAAAUUAUUAUUUUUACUGUGUUUAACUAUUGUUUUAGUUGUUGCCGAAGAUGAACCCGCUGCCGAUGAAAUAGAAACCCUAACUGGUGACCAAUUAACUUCAGCACAAGAGUAUUUGGAAAAAUCUUUAGCUAAAAUAGCUGCAGGUGAUGGACCCAAAUAUAAACUAUCCAAGGUUAUAUCAGCAACACAGCAAGUGGUUUCCGGUAUAUUAUACAAAUUUAAAACUGAACUCAUUGAUGACAAGAAAACGACUAAAACUUGUGACGUCAGUAUUUCGGGACAGCCUUGGUUAGAAAAUGGCAUCGAAGUCACGUUCGAAUGUGAAGGUGAAGAGAAAUUAUUGAAAAAAUAUAGUGCAUAGGAAUAUAUUAU